UUGCAGUUUUCAAAUAUGUCCAGUAGGUGGCAGCCAAGACACAGCUUGUCUCGCCAAAGUAAAACCACCGAAAAAGAAGUAGCGGAAGAGGAGGACCUAGCUAAUCCGUGUUGUUAUGAACCGUGCCCGUUUGGGUCCCUGAUGUUUGGCCUACACAGCCUUAAACCGGCCUCUGUGUUCGGGCUGGUCCGGAGAGCGGCUGGGCUGAGCGGGAUAACCCGGACCACGGUGUGUCAGCAGCGGAGCGCCGAGCUCCACCAGAGCGGUGUCGCCAUGCCCAGUGCUCGAUUUGUCUCCCACACCACCGUGGACCCCGAGGAGGUGAAGAGGUUCCAGUCACUGGCCAACAAGUGGUGGGAUGAACAGGGAGAAUUUGCUGCCCUUCAUGCAAUGAAUGACCUCAGGGUGCCUUUUGUAAGGGAUAAUCUGUUGAACGUGCAAUGGGAGCAUCACCCUGGGAAACCACUCGCAGGGCUGAGAAUCCUGGAUGUCGGCUGUGGUGGAGGCCUCCUCACAGAGCCUCUGGGUCGCCUGGGAGCCAACGUGCUGGGAUUAGAUCCAGUAGAAGACAGCAUCCGCAUCGCCCAGCAGCAUUUGUCACAUGACCUGGACCUUUGUGACCAGGUGUCCUACCGGGCCUGCACGCUGGAGCAGCUGUCUGGCGAGGGAAAUGAAGAGCAGCAGGAGCAGAGUGGAGAAUGGAGCGAGGGCCAGUUUGAUGCAGUUGUAGCAUCAGAAGUUGUGGAGCAUCUGGCUGACUUGGAAACAUUCGCCAUCUGCUGUAACCGUGUACUGAAGCCGGGCGGUUCACUGUUCAUCACCACCAUAAAUAAAACCAAUCUCUCCUAUGCGCUGGCUAUUGUUGUAGCAGAGCAACUACUACACAUUGUUCCCAGUGGGACACAUGACUGGGAGAAGUUCAUCAGUCCAGUAGAGCUAGAGCGCCUCCUGGAGUCCAAUGGUUUUUCAGUGCAGUCUGUCCAAGGAAUGAUGUACAACCCUCUAUCUGGAGCCUGGUGCUGGACCAACAGCACCGCCAUCAACUACGCCCUUCACGCAGUGAAAGAGAACCAUGAUGCUGAGGACAGCUGCAGCCACCCAGAGGACGUUCCUGCUGACAAACACAGCUGAGGCUGUCUAUGAGAGCAAAGCACGGGAUUCAGAUGUGUAGUAGGGAUUUUGACCUUCCGCCUGCAAGCAGAAAUGCAGCACAGAAGACUGAAGUUGUUUAUCCACGUAGAUCUACAUUUUAGUUUUUGUUGAUUGCCAGAAUCAGACCGCUCUAAGCUUGGGAUGUGUUAAAAUCUAUUAUGUUUAAUAGUAGUAGUAGUAGACUGUAUUUAACAGACACACUGGUCCAGUAUAAAAUAAGGUAAAAUGUGUAAGACAUUGUAAAUGUUAAAACAAUGAAAAAUACAAAGUAAAAUACAUAAAACGAACGGCGUACAUAAACGUAACAGACAUCUGUAUAAAAAUUUCAAGUGGAAAUAUGUUUAUAUUACAAAAACAUAUCAGACCCAUAUAAUUAACAAACUAUUCAUGGGCUAUUGCUUUUGCAGUUUAAACCCAGUUUAACAGACUUUUCAAGUCAACAGGAAUUUGAAUGAGGAAAUUGAAAUGAGAUUUGAAUGUGUCUAAUAAAAGUUGCUUCAUAA
This is a messenger RNA of Nothobranchius furzeri (turquoise killifish), 1655 nucleotides long. RefSeq names its product coenzyme Q3 methyltransferase (gene coq3). The record is from RefSeq and is a predicted model, not a curated record. Lineage: Eukaryota; Metazoa; Chordata; Actinopteri; Cyprinodontiformes; Nothobranchiidae. Gene Ontology annotation, cellular component: mitochondrion. Gene Ontology annotation, molecular function: 2-methoxy-6-polyprenyl-1,4-benzoquinol methyltransferase activity. Gene Ontology annotation, biological process: ubiquinone biosynthetic process.